Gaeumannomyces tritici R3-111a-1 is the source of this 3482-nucleotide messenger RNA. Its product is annotated as NMDA receptor-regulated protein 1. NCBI's taxonomy places the organism in Eukaryota, Fungi, Ascomycota, Sordariomycetes, Magnaporthales, Magnaporthaceae. The record is from RefSeq and is a predicted model, not a curated record. The transcript is spliced from 3 exons. Gene Ontology annotation, cellular component: NatA complex; cytoplasm. Gene Ontology annotation, molecular function: protein-N-terminal amino-acid acetyltransferase activity; protein binding. The coding region runs from base 571 to 3093 and encodes 840 amino acids. Gene Ontology annotation, biological process: N-terminal peptidyl-methionine acetylation.
UCGUUGUCUAAACUUGCUGUCUGACAUAUGCCAGAAAGAACAAAAGAAGCAGCUGGGACGGUACUUACCAGCUAAAUUACUUUUACAUGUUCGACUCCAGCCCGUGGUGUAGUUUAUAUGCUAUAAGUUUGGGAACGCGCGAGGCUGCAGAUUGAGGACAGGCCCCACUCGUUCUGCUCACUUCACUCAGGAAAAUAGCGGACCCGAGGCGUGAAUGGUCGAAUACGGUGCCACGGCCGACUCGGACUUCUCACCACCAGUCUUUGUCGGCUGCCUCCCCCUCCAAAUCCACCCGAACAGUCUGCCAACCCAACAGUCGAGCCCGAACCUGCCGUCCCGAGGCCACACCGACCACGCCUUGUCCGGACUCUGGAGCGUCGGGGCGCAUUGGGCUGUAGUUGACUGGCUGACCGGCAGCGCACUUGCCUGCCCACACGACACACGACACACGACGCAACCCCUCGUGCCGCCGCGGCCAAGCCGGCCUCUGUGUAUCACGGUCUCUAUCUGAGCCGUUCCCGAGGAUCCAUUGCCGUUGCCGUACCCGGGGCUCCUCCCGCACACGCCAUAAUGUCGCCUUCACAACCCCUCAGCACGAGGGAUAACAACCUCCUGCGCACCGUCGUCCGAAACUUCGAGGACAAGCAGUACCGCCGCGGGCUCAAGGCUGCCGAGCAGAUCCUCAAGAAGAACCCCAAGCAUGGCGACACCAUGGCCAUGAAGGCCCUGAUCAUGAACGCUCAGGGCAAGACCGAGGAGGCCUUUGUGCUGGGCAAGGAGGCCGUGUCGGUCGACAUGAAGUCGCACGUGUGCUGGCACGUCUACGGCAUGCUCUACCGCACCCGCAAGAACUUUGACGAGGCCAUCCGCGCCUACAAGUUCGCCCUGCGUCUCGAGCCCGACUCGUCCCAGAUCCAGCGCGACCUGGCCAUCCUGCAGAUCCAGAUGCGCGACUACCCGGGCUACAUCCAGACCCGCCUGCAGAUGCUGCAGGCCCGCCCUCAGCAGCGCCAGAACUGGACCGCACUGGCCCUGGCCCACCAGCUCGCCGGCAACCUGUCCGAGGCCGAGAGCACGCUGACCACGUACGAGGAGAGCCUCAAGGUUCCCCCUGCUCGUGCUGAUUUUGAGCACUCCGAGGCUGUCAUGUACAAGAACACCGUCAUUGCCGAGACGGGCGAUACCCAGCGCGCCCUCGACCACCUCGAGUCCAUCGCCAAGAACGUGCUCGACAAGCUGGCCGUCAUGGAGGCCCGCGCAAACUACCUGACCAAGCUCGGCAGGAAGGACGACGCCAUCAAGGCCUGGCGCGCCCUCCUGGACCGCAACCCGGACCACGAGGAUUACUACCUCCGUCUCAUGGACGCCAUGGGCAUCGACGACGCAGAUGUUGCUGCUAAAAAGGCCAUUUUUGACGAAUACGUCCAAAAAGCUCCCCGAUGCGACGCCGCCCGUCGGCUACCUCUGAACAUUUUGACCGGCGACGAGUUUAAGGCUCAUGCAAGGGAAUAUCUCACUUCUAUGCUUAACAAGGGUGUUCCAUCUACGUUUGCCAACCUCAAACACUUGUACUCAGACUCAUUUAAGAAGACGGCACUGCCGCAGCUCGUUGGGGAGUACCUGGCAGCGCAUGGCGAGGCUGGUGCCAACGGCGACUCCUCCAAGGGCAAGGCGGCGGCUCUCUACUUUAUGGCCCAGCACUAUAACUACCACCUCAGCCGUGACCUGACCAAGGCUAUGGAGUACGUGGACAAGGCCAUCGAGGUUGUGCCCAGUAGUGUCGAUUUCCACAUGACCAAGGCCAGGAUAUGGAAGCACCAUGGCAACACGGCAAAGGCCGCCGAGAUCAUGAACCAGGCACGCGAGCUUGACAAGAGAGAUAGGUACAUCAACACAAAGACGGCAAAGUACCAGCUGCGCAACAACGAGAACGACAAGGCGCUCAAGACGAUGGCUCUCUUCACCCGGGCCGAGACCCCUGGCGGCCCGCUCUCGGACCUCCUCGACAUGCAAUCGGUGUGGUUCCUGACGGAGGAUGGCGAGGCCUACGCCCGCCAAGGCAACCUUGGGAUGGCCCUUAAGCGCUUCCACGCCAUCUUCACCAUCUUCGACAUAUGGCAGGAGGACCAGUACGACUUUCACACCUUCUCGCUCAGGAAAGGCCUGAUCAGGGCCUAUGUCGAGAUGAUCCGGUGGGAGGACCACCUCCGGGACCACCCCUUCUACUCGCGCGUAGCCCUGGAUGCCGUCGCGCUGUAUGUGGACAUGCACGACGGCCAGGUCGGCACCUCAUCCUCAAACGGCGUCAACGGGAACGCCGCAGACGGAGCCGACGCCGGCGGCGAGGAGACGGCAGCGGCGGAGAGGAAGAAGGCCGCCAAGAAGGCCAAGAAGGAGCUCCAGAAGGCUGAGCGCGAGGCCCAGGAGAAGACGACAAAGCAGGACCCCAACAAGCCAGGCCAGAAGGGCAAGCAGACAGACGCCGAGGCGGCCAAGAAGAAGGACGAGGACCCACUAGGGCUCAAGCUUGCGGCGACCAAAACGCCGCUGGACGAUGCCGUCAAGUUUCUUCUGCCGCUACUCCAGUUCAGUCCCAAGAACAUUGAGGCGCAGCUUGCCGGCUUCGAGGUGUACAUCAGGAGAAACAAGUACCUGCUCGCGCUGGGCUGUCUGAAUGCCGCACGGGCUUUGCAACCCGACCACCCCAGAGUGCACGAGCAGUCGAUCCGGUUGCGCAGCGCCCUCAACUCGGCCCGCGAAUCGCUCCCAGCCAAGGUGACCGAGGUCAUGGAGGCCGAGUUCACGACCGUGCCGGUUUCGGCGGACCUGGCCAAGCUCAACGCCGAGUUCCGGGCGGCGCACGCCGACAGCCCCGCGCACGUGCUCGCCGCCAUCCGCGCCGCCAGGGCCAUCGGUGAGAGCGAACGCAAGGAGGCCGACAAAGACGUGGCGUCGGUCCUCGACCUGGCGUCCCUGACCCUGUCGGACGCCGAGAGUGUCGUCGGCACGCUCAAGAGCUGGCGGAGCGCCGAGGUGGACGCGGCCAAGGCGGCCGCCCAGGUGAAGUUCCCCGACGCGACCAUAUUCUCAUGAUGACGUCUGGUGCUUGUGUUUUUGUCCCGCCUUGGGGCCGAGAGGGCCUCGGCGUCACGCGUCGCGCCUUGUCCCUUUCUCUCUCUGCCUCUGUCUCUAGGGUUUAGAGUUGCCGUCUACCUGAACUGACCCAAGGGGGUUGAGGCAUUUGCUUCCGUACAUCUUUGUCAUGGCUGGGACGGAAUUGGGAUCGGGUGGCAGGCCCCUGGGGCGGUUGGACGGACGGUGCAACAUGAAUUGGAAACAUGGGAGUCAAGCGCAAACAAAAGUCGGCUUUGAGAAAAGUACUGCAUCGGGAAGAUUUAGGUGUACUCGAGAUUCUGAGAAGCAAUUGUUGGCACUCGCAAUGUCUUUUGCCCAUGUACCCCAGGCAGGAUGGCAAAAGGAUC